Molecule: messenger RNA, 1428 nt
Organism: Triplophysa rosa
Lineage: Eukaryota; Metazoa; Chordata; Actinopteri; Cypriniformes; Nemacheilidae
Gene: ccl25a
Product: chemokine (C-C motif) ligand 25a
Exons: 6
Biological process (GO): monocyte chemotaxis; inflammatory response; positive regulation of ERK1 and ERK2 cascade
Cellular component (GO): extracellular region
Molecular function (GO): CCR chemokine receptor binding; chemokine activity
Source: RefSeq, a predicted model, not a curated record
AUGUUUUCAGAAACAAGUCUCUUCACUCGAUGGAAGCGUUUGUUUGGGUCUUCAGAGGCUGAAAUCCGACACGCCGCUCUUGGAUGUGGCUUCACCUGACUCAGGUAUCAGGGUUGGGCUCGUAAUAAAUAAACGCAGCUCGGAAAUGUGCACAGAAUUUUGGUGUUGGGAAGAAACUGCUCUCCUUUCUUCGUUGUCGAAUACAGUAAAGACACCAUGAGGUUUAACAUGCUCUUCAUCAUCGUCCUUCUGGGUCUCCUGCACCUCACAUUGGCACAAGGCUCAUAUGAGGACUGCUGUCUGAAGUACAUCAAGACAAUGAAACCACACAUGAAGCACAGAGUGACCAGCUACAGAAAACAACAGCUGGAUGGAGGAUGCAACAUUCCAGCUAUUAUCUUCACAAUGAAACACGGCCGCAUGUUGUGUGUCGAUCCCAGAGAAAAGUGGGUGCAUGACCUGAUGCAGAGAGUGGACAAAAUGUCUGCCGGCUCUGGUAUGAGGAAAAAGAAUUCAAGGGGCUAAACAAGCCAAAGAAACCCAAAAGAGGACCGAGGGACUCAGCCAAUCAUAUCGCUUUUUUGAGUGCCGCGGCUCUCUUCCUUGUCUUCAUAAAGCUUCGCGUGCUGUCACCUCGAGGACACUUUUUAGCAUGGACCGGCUCAGCACUUCCUGUUUGACUCUUGUUGCUUUAUUGACAGACAGCUGGUUAAAUGCUCACAAUGGGAAUCAGUGCCAUUAUUUUCCCUUUACACAUGCUGCUUUUGCCCUCAUUUAAAGGCUCAGUUCCUAACCCCAGUGACCUUGUUGUUUAUCUUCCAAGGCAGCAUCCUAACUAAAAAAAGGAAAUAAAUGAGUCAUUGACAUGACACACUAAACAGGUUGUUCACUAGGUUUUAGAAUAGAGCCUUCGUGUAUAGCAUCAUCGUGAGGUUUAUAUGAUUAAGCUAUUGUACCAUGAACUUUCACUUGACACACCUGAUUUACUGCCCUGCAGUAUCUAUGAUCAACAGUCAGUGUGAUAAAAUUGUUGGAGAAAUGUUGGUGGGAAGGUUUUGGAUUAACUGCCGAGGUACGUUCAGAAGUGAUUUUUUCAGUUUAUAUGCUGUAUACAUUAAGAUUUGUUAUUUAGCUUCAUGCAUUAAGCUCAAUGAGUGAUUAUUGUUUUGUUAUUGAUAAGAGAAAUAUGAUAUCCACAGAUCUAUAUUCAUGAAUCUCGAAUUCUUUAUUUUUAAAAAUAACUGGAAUUUAUAAUUAAGCUGUUGUUGCUGCUGUGCAUUUUUUCUGGACUUUUUUGUUCUGUUUAAUCUGGAAAAUGUAUCUGUAAUGUAAUUGUAUAGAGGAAGUGAUGAAAUAGUUUGAUUGCUUAAGGGUUCAAACCAAAUAAAGAGUUCUCUACAGUGCAAAGACUCACUCUGGAUUUAUGUA